Messenger RNA from Gongylonema pulchrum, 222 nucleotides. NCBI's taxonomy places the organism in Eukaryota, Metazoa, Nematoda, Chromadorea, Rhabditida, Gongylonematidae. The record is from the annotation of a GenBank genome assembly.
AUGCCAGCAACUGUACCCAAAAUAGCGCCACGACUGACGCAACACAUUCUUUAUGGACCUCGGCAUCUGCAGUUUCGACAUGCACUUGGACAGUUUAUCGACAAGGGAAUCAAUCCAUUCGUUGAUGAGUGGGAGUUGAAGAAGCAGUUCCCUGCUCACGUCCUGUUCAAGCAGCUUGGAUUACUUGGCAUCUUCGGAGUCAAUAAACCGGCUGGUGACUGA